UGGUCCCUGGGUGUAACGCUUCUGUCCCCAUAACCCCCCCUCCGUGCCAGGGCUUCUGCGAGGCUGUGAGAGACCUUUGCUGGAUGCACUUGGCCGCUGGGCACCUGCCUCUGCCAUGCGACUCGCUGCCUGCGGAGGACGGAGGGUAUUCUUGUGUCUUUAUUAACGUUUCUGCAGAGAAUUUGAGCACAGAAGUCAGCCUGCUGGAGCUGAUCGGAGACCCCCCGCCAGAGGAGAUCCAAAAAAUUUACGGCCCCGACAACAACCCAGGCUAUGUCUUUGGACCCAAUGCCAACACAGGCCAGGUGGCCCGGUACCACCUGCCAAGCCCCUUUUACCGGGACUUUUCUCUCCUGUUCCACAUCCAGCCCACCACCCCCCGGGCCGGCGUGCUCUUUGCCAUCACAGACUCAUUGCAGAGUAUCAUCUAUGUGGGCGUCAAGCUCUCGGAGCUGCGGGCGGGUAAGCAGCAGAUCAUCUUCUACUACACAGAGCCAGGCUCCAAGAGCUCCUACGCGGCGGCCACCUUCGCCGUGCCCACCCCGCUGAACCAUGCCAUCAGCGUGGAGGAGGACGAGGUCGUCCUCUACCUGGACUGUGAGGAGCACGAGCGGGUCCGCUUCGAGCGCUCCCCGGAUGAGAUGGAGCUGGAAGAUGGUUCUGGGCUCUUCGUGGCUCAGGCUGGAGGAGCUGACCCAGAUAAAUACCAGGGGGUGAUUGCCGACUUGAAGCUCAAAGGAGAUCCCCGGGCAGCCGAGCACCAGUGUGAGGAAGAGGAGGAUGAUGCUGAAGAGGUCUCGGGAGAUUUUGGCAGCGGAGCCGAGGAUGGACGCCAUACCUUGGGAAGAGACAGGGGUGUCCCAGGGCUGGUGGAUGCUGUCCCUGUCACCUCUCCGCCCGUGGCUGCGGGCAGCGUGCCGGGCAUCGCUGCGGGAUCCCUGCCGCAAGCGGAGCGCCCCAGGACAGAGGAGAUGCUGCGGGCAGCUGCAGGAGGCACUGGUGCCAAAGGCGAGAAGGGGGAGAAGGGGGAACGUGGCCCGAAAGGGGACUCGGGAAGUGGCGGCGUCUCGGGGACGGGCGGCGCCAAAGGUGCAAAGGGAGAAAAAGGUGAUGCAGGCAUCAAGCCCGGCGAGCCCGGCCCCCCCGGGACUGCUGCGCUUCCCCCCGGCGGCUCCGGCGCGGAGCGGCUCAACGGACCACCAGGACCCUCCGGUCCUCCGGGACCGCCCGGCAAAGACGGAGCGCCCGGCAGAGAUGGAGAGCCUGGCGAUCCUGGCGAGGAUGGCAAACCCGUAAGUCCCCAGGGCUUCCCCGGGACACCGGGAGAGCCGGGGAUGAAGGGUGAGAAGGGUGAUCCUGGAGUUGGCCCCAGGGGCCCACCUGGACCACCGGGCCCCCCUGGACCGCCUGGACCUUCCUUCAGACAUGACAAGCUGACCUUCAUCGACAUGGAGGGCUCCGGCUUUGGUGGCGAUCCAGACACCCUGCGGGGUCCCCGUGGGCCACCUGGGCCCCCAGGGCCUCCCGGCGUGCCCGGCUUGCCAGGGGAGCCGGGACGAUUCGGCAUGAACCGCACGGACCUGCCGGGACCACCAGGGCUGCCGGGCCGAGACGGGAGCCCUGGGCCACCAGGGCCAGCGGGUCCUCCAGGUCCUCCUGGGACAGACGGGAUGGUUGGGCAGCCGGGGCCCAAAGGAGAGCGGGGUGAUGUGGGAGACCUGGGCCUCCCUGGAGCACCUGGACCCAAGGGCAGCAAAGGAGAAACAGGGCCAGCAGGAGCACCAGGAGAAAUGGGGCUAGCUGGUCUUCCUGGACCCAUCGGACCUCGAGGGCAGCCAGGUCCCCCAGGCCCUCCUGGACCACCAGGGCCUGGGUACGAAGCUGGAUUUGGUGACAUGGAGGGCUCAGGGCUGCCAUUUGCAGCUGGUACCCCUGGACCACGCGGGCCUGAAGGACCACAGGGGCUGCCAGGAUUGCCGGGAACCAAGGGAGAUGCUGGCAGCCCUGGGCAGCCUGGCUUGCCAGGACUGAAGGGAGACCCUGGCCUGCCUGGUGUGGAUGGCCGCCCCGGCCUGGAGGGCUUCCCCGGUCCACAGGGACCCAAAGGUGACAGAGGCAGCCCCGGUGAGAAGGGCGAGCGAGGCCAAGAUGGUGUUGGGUUGCCUGGCCCUCCCGGCUUACCUGGCCCACCAGGACAGGUCGUCUACAUCUCAAACGAAGACAAGUCUUUGGCAGCUUUGCCAGGCCCGGAGGGCAGACCGGGCCAUGCCGGCUUCCCGGUAGGUCACUGGCUUGGGCUUUGUGGGGCCGCAAGGGCGCUGUGCAGCGAGGGGUGGAGCACGAGGGAGCUCUGGGGCCCCACGGGACCGAAAGGAGAGCCGGGGUCGCCUGGUUUCCAGGGCUCCCCAGGGCUGAAGGGUGAGAAGGGAGAGCCUGGUGUCAUCAUUAGCCCAGACGGGACCAUCAUAGCUGCUAAUGUGAAAGGAGAAAAGGGGGAGCCAGGGCCACGGGGACCAGUGGGCCCAUCUGGCCCCCACGGACGGUCUGGACAGAAGGGAGAAAUUGGCUUUCCGGGCAGACCUGGGCGGCCUGGCAUGAACGGCCUCAAGGGCGAGAAGGGCGACCCUGCCGACGUCAGUGGCCUGCUGGGCCCGCGGGGUCUCCCAGGUCCCCCUGGCCCUCCAGGACCUCCCGGGCCACCUGGCAGUGUUGUCUACGACAACAACAACGCCUUCGGUGACACCAGCCAUCCUGCGCUGCCGGCCUUCCCUGGCUUCCACCAGUUUCCAGGACAAAAGGGAGAAAAAGGAGAUGUUGGUGCUCCAGGUCCCCCAGGCCAGUUCCCGUAUGACCUGAGCCGAUUCAGUGCCAACUUGCGGGGUGAGAAAGGGGAGACGGGCCUCAAGGGAGAGAAGGGUGAACCAGGCGGGACACCACUGUAUGGCUCCAGCAUCUCCGCGCUGCCAGGCCCACCGGGGCCCCAGGGUUACCCUGGCCUGCCGGGUCCAAAGGGGGACAGUAUUGUUGGACCACCAGGGCCUCCAGGACCUCAGGGACCUCCUGGCAUUGGAUAUGAAGGGCGGCAGGGUCCUCCUGGCCCUCCUGGCCCCCCUGGUCCUCCCUCCUUCCCAGGCCCGCACAGGCAAGCUAUCAGCAUUCCUGGCCCUCCUGGCCCACCAGGACCCCCUGGCCCACCAGGUUCCAGCGGGACAUCUCCUGGGCUACAUGCCCUGCCAACGUACCAGGCCAUGCUGAGCGCUGCUCACGAGCUGCCCGAGGGCUGGCUUGUCUUCCUGGCUGACCGGCAGGAGCUCUACGUCCGCGUGCGCAAUGGUUUCCGCAAGGUGCUGCUCGAGGAGCACACCCUGAUCUCCAGCUCCGCUCUGGACAACGAAGUCUACGACAAGCCACCCAGCGUCCACUACUCUCACGGUGGUGCUGUCCCAUCAGGGUCUCAGCACCCCUACCAGCCUCGUGGGCCUCUUCACCCUCUCCGCAACCACAGCCCGCCACCCACUGCCCGGCCCUGGCGAGGGGACGACAUUGUGGCCAACCAGCACCGCCUUCCCGAGCAGCCCACGCUCCAUCAUGGCACCCAGCAUCAGCAAGAGCUCCUGAACAGCUACUACAUCAACCGCCGGCCAGAUCCAGCCCCUGUAGCCGCCCACGUGCACCAGGACUUCCAGCCUGCCCUCCACCUGGUGGCCUUGAAUGCCCCUCUGAGCGGCAGCAUGCGCGGCAUCCGCGGCGCCGACUUCCAGUGCUUCCAGCAAGCCCGCGAGGUCGGUCUCCUGGGCACCUUCCGCGCCUUCCUCUCCUCCCGCCUCCAGGACCUCUACAGCAUCGUGCGCAGGGCUGACCGCAGCACGGUGCCCAUCGUCAACCUCCGGGACGAAGUGCUCUUCAGUAACUGGGAGGCCCUCUUUGCGGGCAGCGAGGCCCCGCUGCGGCCCGGCGCCCGCAUCCUCUCCUUCGACGGCCGGGACGUCCUGCGGGACUCGGCGUGGUGAGUGCAUGAUGCCCGGGGCGGGCAGNNCCCCAAGGGCCGGCGGCUGCCCGAGAGCUACUGCGAGACGUGGAGGACAGAGGAGCGAGCUGCCGUGGGCCAGGCCUCCUCGCUGAGCACCGGGAAGCUCCUGGAGCAGGCGGCCAGCAGCUGCCAGAACACCUUCGUGGUGCUGUGCAUUGAGAACAGCUUCAUGACUGCCUCCAAAAAAUAA
This is a messenger RNA of Tinamus guttatus (white-throated tinamou), 4220 nucleotides long. Lineage: Eukaryota; Metazoa; Chordata; Aves; Tinamiformes; Tinamidae. The record is from RefSeq and is a predicted model, not a curated record.